GUAAUUCUCAUAUUAUGGUGUAACAGAACUCCGAUUUCGAUGUCCUCUUUUACGUCACUGAAUACACCAUUCCACAAAGAAUGGCGUGUAUUCAGUGACGUAACUACCUCAAAAUACAGUAUUGUGCAUUUAUGAUUCAAACGAAGGAGAACGAAAAAUCUCAAGCUGGAGACAAAAAUCGUCGAGCACGAGCAAGCCAUAAACAUGGUUCAAUUCAAGAACCUAAAGGAUGAGAUAACCCGCACUCAGACGACUGAGUCAGAGUUGCGCAUGAAAUCCCUCGCUGAGCGUGAGAUGGGCCGCCUGAAGCAGGACAUCGCGCAGCUGGAGGUGGAAACGGAAAGACUGGGGAAGCAGAGGGAGGAACAGAAGAGGGCCGUCCUGAGAGCGGCCCAAAAGGUAAAGGAGCUGGAGCGGGAGCAGGCGCAGGGCCAGGAGGUGCUAGAGUCCCUGCGGCAGGACGCCGUCCGAGGAGAGGAAGACCACGCCGUCCUGAUGAAGUGCAUGCAGGAGGACGAAUGCAGGACCGUCAAUGACCUCCUCCUGAGAAUGGAAAAGCAGAACAUUGAGGCCAGGCAGAGACAUGAGGCCAUGGAUGAGGACUGGGAGAGAACAGCUACUGCAGAGCUGGAGUGGGAGAGGACGGAGGAGGCUAUUUGCCAGUUGUGCAAAGAGAGGGAGGAACUGACCAGGCACUGGCAGACCAGUGUCAGUCACAUGACCAAGAGGCAUCAGGACAUGGACCUGUGUAUCAUGUCUCUGUCUUUGGUGAAGGAGGAGGUAAAGGAGAGGGGAGAGGCAGUAAAGAUGGUGAGGGAGACUCUGGACAGCUUGUGGCGGAGGAACGCGGAGGCUGGCCGGUGGGUGGAGACUGUGAGCCGGCAGGCGGCUGAGAUGAAGUGGGGGUCUGGAGAGCAGGAGAGCCGAAGCACUGUGCUGUAUGGUGAGUGUAAGGUCCUCAAGUGUGCCGUUGACCGGACCAACGCAGAGGUGAAGAUGGCGCAAUCCCUCCUGGCUGAGCUGACAACAAAUGUGCACGCCAACAAGAACAGGCUGGAAAAGGCCAGGCUCCACAGUGCUGCCCUAGAGGAGGAGCUAAAAACUGAGAUGGAGGUGGUGGUCAGAGCAAAGGAGGAGGCAGAGCAGGCAGAGCAGGAGGUGAAGAAGGAGGAGAAAGCCAGCAAGGAUGCUGAUGCCAGGUUUUAUGGGCACCAGGAGGUGCUCGCUCGGAAGGCAGAGCAGCUGCAGGCCCUGAAACGGGAGGAGAAAGAGCAGCAGGCGGAGGUUUCGGCUGGGCGUAGCGCUCUCUCCACAAUGAGCCGCCAGCAGCAAGAGAUAGAAAGGAUCCUCAUCAGGAAAAAGGAGGCUGUGUACAAGCAGGACUCCCAUAUGGAGCUGCUGGAGAGGAGGAUGCAGGAGCUGAGUGCAGGAGAGGGCAGGAAGCUGGUGGAGCUCUUGAAGGAGGAGGCAGCACAGGUCUCCAUGUACAUGGAGGAGAGGAAGAGGACCCUCUGCUUUCAGCAUGGGGAGCAGCAGAAACUGGAGGGGGAACUUCGCCUCGCGAAGCGAGACGCAGAGAAGCUGGCAUCGGAGAGAAAGAGCCUGAGCUGUAAAGUGGAGGAUCUGGAGCUGAUCACUGCAGCCACUGAGAGGGAGCUCAGUGAGAUCACAGGGGAGAGACUGGAGUUUAUGGUGAAGGAGAACCUGCUGAAGCUGGAAGUGAAGCAGGCCAAUGACAGGCUUCAGAGCAAGAAGGACAGGAUUGUCUCCCUAGAAAAGCAGAGGUUGCUACUAGAGGCGGAGUUUAAGGGGAAGGAGGCAGAGCUCCACCUUCAGAAGGAGGCGGUCCAGAGGCAAAUUAAACAAGUAACCCAGGGAUGUCAGAAGACCAGGGCUGAGUGGAACAGGCAGCGAUGUAAAGCUCAGAAGCUGCAGAAAAAGCACGAGGCCAUCGCUGUGUUCACCGUAUGCCUGGAGGGAGAGGAAGUCUCUCUGCAGCAGUAUCAAGAUGAGGUGAAGAGGCAGAGAGAGGAACUGAAGCUGAAGAAAGAGGAACUAAACAGGAAGCAGGCCACGAAGCAGAGGGAGGUCAUGGACCUGAAGAACAAGCUGUCCGCAGUCAGAGGAAAGUGUGAAGAGAGGAAGACUCUGGAGCAGACACUUUGUGUGAUGCAGGACAAACAUACCCAAAAGGCCAGCCAUGUGAAGGAGCUCAAAAAGCGUAUUAAGGGCAUGAACAUGUCUCUGGAUUUACUGCUCCAUGAGGAGAGGGAGGUUCUGCAGAAACGUUCUCUGCUCCAGGAUCUGCGCUCUGAGAUGCACGCCCAGGAAGAGGAGCUGAGCCAGACCCUCAAAUUGUGCUCUGAACUGGCCUCCAACAUCCGUUCAGAGAUGGUAAACAGUGACAAAACCGAGGAGGAGGACAUGGACUGGCAUGAGCUACAGGAGUUCUCAGAGACAGCAGUGAUGUUGCUCCUAGAGGUCAUGGACAAUUACCCUGACCUCAGAUCAGUCCUGAAGGCACUGUUUAUGGAGAGGGGUCUAACCCUGGACAGGCCCAGUUCGGGGUGGGAUAGCCAGCAGAGCGGAGAGUCGGCGUCUACACGCAGCUGGGACUCUUCAGACAGGUCCUCCAUUGUUCUGCUCUUCACCCUGGGGAGUAAUUUUGGCUGUCAGGAGACCCGCAAUCACUUGCGCCUGAGACCGCGUCCCCCUGCUGGAAGACGUGAAGCUGCAGGGAGGAGGCUCUGCGGGAGUAGAGCUGCCCUCCACCAGCAGCGAGCCUCGUCUGACCUUCCUCCCUCUCCCCCCUGGUGUGUGAUGUCAGCCGCAGUCACAGACCGUCGCGUGGCUCUCCUCAGAAACACCAGCGCGUGUUUCUCGCCUCUCCCUGCGGAACAUGCGGCUGAGCUGCGGGGUCGCCGCGCUGCAGGAGAACACCGCAUACGCAGCUGGAGCGGGGAAACUGCGGACGCCAUGCGAUGCGGGGAGAAUCCAACCAACCGAAACCCUCCUCCCCCGUAUCACUACAGUUAUGCAGUGCCCUGCAGGGCCAUUGACCUGGUCUGGACACCAUACCUGGCUGCACGCUGGGGUAGUGUCAGACGAAUGGUAAACAUUAAGGCUCUGUCGAAAUUCUAAAGAUUUAGACUCUGUCUAAAUUACUCAGUAAAGCACGUCAUUUUUAGCACGUCAAGUUCCUAAAUGCAAUGUUAUGUGUAUGCAAUACUGACCUGCCUAGCAACCCCAACAGAGGCUGAUUUCAUAACAUGAAACAGACAUGCAGAGAUAUAUUAAAUUAAUCUCCAUUUCAGUGACAUAUUGGUUUCUUUGAGUGACCUCUACACUUUCCUGCUCUAUAAGAAUUAGUGCACUAAUUAUCUCCGAAGAUUGUCUGAGUAUGGGGUCAGCUCUGACUGGCUUUUAAGGCCCACCUGUGGGUCAAAUUCAGAUUUACUGAAGAUGUUUCUCAUAUGAAGGUGUUGCACUUCUCAGUAGUUCCCCAUUUGAGUUAAUGACAUCAUCGACAUUGUGCAGAAUAUGAUUGGAUAAUGUCUGUGAAAUCUCCUUGGUGAAGUCCACUGGAUGUCCUGUUAAGAAGAUAACCCAGCCAGAUAUAAACCUCACAGAAUUCCCUCCCCGUACCCAUUGCACUCACAGUUAUUUCUGUCAGUGAUCGUGCUGUUUUAAAAAAAAUACUUUUCAGUACAAUGCCUUGUACUUUUAACAUGCCAAUAAAAGUGAAUUUGAAUUUUAUAGGGAGCCCCUGUCAGCUGUUUAGGAGGGGUGUUGUUGCUGUGUAGAUGAGAGUAGCAGCAGAAUCCUUGUUAUUAUUGGGGAGGUUCAGCAAAGCCAAGUUGAGUCUUAUGAAGGCAGAACAGAAUCAGCCCUAUUCUCUCACUCUUCAGCAAUCAGAUGAGGGCGGGACUCAGUGAAAAGGCCUCAAUCGCCAAGAAGGGACAGAGGAGCUGAUGGUGCUAUUUAAUUGGCUCAGUAGCCCAUCAGUUAGAAAUGCCCACAGGCACUUAGUAUAUAUGAAAACACUAAAACUUAAUGUGAUCAUUUUAAAACAGUAAUGGGACUGAACUUAACAUCCAGAUGCAAAACAUUACAGGUUAGUGACUGAGAGGGCCAUUAUGUACAGCCUGUAUACUGUAGCCAAUUACAUACUUAAGCUUCUCAUAAUGCUACCCGCUCCCCACUGCCAACCCAGCAAAGGCUAGCAACAACAAAACAUCUCUUGAUGAGUGUAAAAUGUAGCAAAGCAUCCAGUGUGAACUUCAAGGUCAACAGAUGGAGUGUUCAAAAUGUCACAAAAAUUCUGUUUCACCAAAUCAACUUUAACAGACCCCUAACUCUCCCUUUCCAGUGGAUCUGCAGGACAUUCGCAGUCAUGGUGGAAGCCUAUUUGGGUUCUGCUCAGUGGAUCAGAUGUGAGAUCAAAUGUGAGAUGUGAAACGUGAGAUGUGAGGCUGGCUGUUUUUGGAGAGCCCCGCCCCCUCCAAUGUCAGAGCAUGGCGUCGCCAUUCAAAACGGAGGUGGCCAUGCUUAGGCGAAACACUGGGAAACCCAGGGUUGCUGAGCAACACCAUCAUUUCUUCCAUCCUUUUAUUCCCGUUGCCGUGGCAGGUCCUGACCCCUCCCUCUUCAAAAGAGCCCUGACUUCAAAUGGUAAAUUACAGCUUUGGGGUCACAGCCCAGCUGAGGCAAUGAGGUAUCUAUCAGCACGUGUACUAUUUCUCUCUUUUUAAAUAAUGAUUACAUAAUGAUAAAUACUGUAGGAGAGGACUGGUAUGAAGGCUCUACCACCUGGGUUCAAAAUAUAGUCUACAGAAAUGACUGUAUGUCUGUAGAUAAUAGAAACAUGGAACAAAAGAGAGAGAGAGAGAGAGAGAGAGAGAGAGAGAGAGAGAGAAACUCAUUGAAACUCCUUUAUUUUAGCCACUGAGGGCAUCAAUAGGUCUUCUGAACAUAUAGAUGUUUUACAGACAAAUACAGACAAAGGACAGCCUCUGUACUCUGCAGCAACACACAAUUUUAAAGAGAGAGUAAGAAAACUCCAAAAAAUCCCCAUCCUCUUAGGAGAGUAAAGGAAGUGCAGGGCACUGGCUUUCCAUAUUUAUUUUUUUAAAUAAUUACUUUAUUAUGUAUUAUUAUAUGAUUAUAUUUUUCAUCAUCAUCAACAUCAUAAUCAUUACUGUAAUUAUUAAUAUUGAUUUUUUUUAAAUGCACUCUAUUAAUU
Anguilla anguilla (European eel) is the source of this 5242-nucleotide messenger RNA. Its product is annotated as coiled-coil domain-containing protein 39-like. Gene Ontology annotation, biological process: inner dynein arm assembly; cilium movement; cilium-dependent cell motility. Gene Ontology annotation, cellular component: axoneme. The transcript is spliced from 19 exons. NCBI's taxonomy places the organism in Eukaryota, Metazoa, Chordata, Actinopteri, Anguilliformes, Anguillidae. The record is from RefSeq and is a predicted model, not a curated record. Bases 205 to 3141 code for a protein of 978 amino acids.